This is a messenger RNA of Erinaceus europaeus (western European hedgehog), 1280 nucleotides long. It is a transcript of the gene AQP2, whose product is annotated as aquaporin 2. Gene Ontology annotation, biological process: transmembrane transport. NCBI's taxonomy places the organism in Eukaryota, Metazoa, Chordata, Mammalia, Eulipotyphla, Erinaceidae. The record is from RefSeq and is a predicted model, not a curated record. Gene Ontology annotation, cellular component: apical plasma membrane; plasma membrane. Gene Ontology annotation, molecular function: water channel activity. The transcript is spliced from 4 exons. The coding region runs from base 97 to 912 and encodes 271 amino acids.
ACUCAGAGAGAAAGAAAACGGGAGAGGGGGAGAACGUGCAAGUCCACAAGCCUCCUGCCCCUGAGACCCCUGGGUCGGCGUGGGGGGCUCCACAGCAUGUGGGAGCUGCGGUCCAUAGCCUUCUCCAGGGCUGUGUUCACAGAGUUCCUGGCCACGCUCCUCUUUGUCUUCUUCGGCCUGGGCUCGGCCCUCAACUGGCCCCAGGCCCUGCCCAGCGUGCUGCAGAUCGCCAUGGCCUUUGGCCUGGCCAUUGGCACCCUGGUACAGAUGCUGGGCCACAUCAGUGGGGCCCACAUCAACCCUGCUGUGACCGUGGCAUGCCUGGUGGGCUGCCACAUCUCCUUUCUCCGAGCCGCCUUCUAUGUGGCCGCCCAGCUGCUGGGGGCUGUCGCUGGGGCUGCCCUGCUCCAUGAGGUCACACCGCCAAGCAUACGAGGAGACCUAUCUGUCAAUGCACUCAGCAACAGCACGACAGCUGGCCAGGCCGUCACCGUGGAGCUCUUCCUCACCCUGCAGCUAGUGCUCUGCAUCUUCGCCUCCACUGACGAGCGCCGUGAGGACAACCUGGGUGCCCCGGCCCUCUCCAUUGGACUGUCUGUGACACUGGGCCACCUCCUUGGGAUCUACUACACCGGCUGCUCCAUGAACCCUGCCCGCUCCCUGGCCCCAGCCGUAGUCACCGGCAAGUUUGAUGACCACUGGGUCUUCUGGAUCGGACCCCUGGUGGGGGCCAUCCUGGGCUCCCUCCUCUACAACUACGUGUUGUUCCCGACCUCCAAGAGCCUGUCGGAGCGCCUGGCGGUGCUCAAGGGGCUGGAGCCCGACACCGACUGGGAGGAGCGCGAGGUGCGGCGGCGCCAGUCUGUGGAGCUGCACUCGCCGCAGAGCCUGCCCCGCGGCAGCAAGGCCUGAGCCCCCCGCCCGUCUCGACCCUGCUCCGCAGCCCCAGGUCGCGCCGCCCCGGCCAUAGCUGCUCUGAGCCUGGGCCUGGGAAGUGCGGGCGACCGCGAGCAGGCAGCGGGAGGUUCUAGAGAGCCGGCCCCUGGUGGGGCGCUGCGUGGGGUGGGAGAGCAGUGUGCGCCCAUCUUGGCGGGUGGGGUCCGCACAGGCCUGCUGGUGUGUGUUCACCCCCAGCGACCCUACCCCCAGGGCGGAACUGUGGGUGCCUCCCCAGGCGUGAGCAGAUGUGCCUGUGGGGGUGCCUGCGUGCAAGGGAGGGUGGCCUCUCAUUCCAACUGUGACCCUUCCUCCCCAGUUGCAAUAAAUCCACGUCCCCCGAA